AUGACAUGCACAAAAGAACCCCAACACCAUGAUAAUCAAACUGCCGCAUUAACUUCUUAUCUCGUUCAUCCCGGACAACAUGAGCAGAUGCAAAUCGGCAAGAAAGAAGGGAAAUUUUAUUUGAUUGAGGAUGGCUUAAUAUCACCCUCAAAGCUUUGUGAACAUGCAAAAAAAAGGCAAGGAACGAGACGUGUUGACAGCACCAAUGAUUAUGUUGCAGCAUCUGAUUCUGAAGAACUUGCCUUUCAGACUUCAAUUAGUUCAGCAGGUAUUUCUUUUGCACUGAAGGAAAACCGACAUGGCAUUCUCUCCGCAGAAAACAAGUCCCCAUGGUAUGCCUAG
Molecule: messenger RNA, 342 nt
Organism: Dovyalis caffra
Lineage: Eukaryota; Viridiplantae; Streptophyta; Magnoliopsida; Malpighiales; Salicaceae
Source: the annotation of a GenBank genome assembly